AUGCGACAAACGACGGCAGAUUUUGUUGCUUCCAGGGACGCUUCGGCCAGCUCUAUCUCUGCCAUAAGUGAAGGAGGGAAAUGCUCCCACAGAGACGUAGAUGGAAGAAAGGAAGAUAUUGCGAACGAGAAGCAUGAGAAGAACGACCCCUCAGAUUAUUUGACGAUAUUGAAGCUCGUAAGAGAGAAUAAUCAAUUAAGAAAGAAGUAUGAGGACCAAGACAUAGCCAAGAGGCAAUUGCGAAGUGAGUCUCAGAAGCAAUUGAAUGCUCUGAAAUCUUUGAAGCGACAAUUGAAGGCUAUGGAAGAUGCAAAGAACGACUUGUCACAACAGAUUCAAGACGUCAAUGGGGGGGAGGGAGGUCUCGAGCGAAAUGGAUUCAGAAAGGAGCGACUCGACCAAGAGAGUAGGAAUGAAAGUCAGAAGUGGUUGAAAGCUGAGAGGGGCGUGACGGAAUUUCGAAAUCAAGUGAAAGUAAGCAGAGUGGAGAGCGAAGAAAGAGCUUUGAAGCAGCAGCUGUUAAAAGCCGAAACUGAGACGGAAAUGCUCAAGAAAGAUAAUCAGCAACUGAAAGCACUUUGCAGCACCCUUGAAGCCAAGCUAGUUUCGACCCAUUCUGCAACAACCUCCAAACUUGAAAGUUUACUGCAACAGCGCAAAGCAGACAAAAAGGUAAUGAAAGUCAUCAAGGGUGAGCAUUCGACCUGUCAGCAACAAUUGAAACAUAGUCAAACAGAAGCUGAGACACUGAAGAAGCAAGUGAUUGCACUUCAGGCCUCUAAAUUGGAAAUAAGUGAAAAUUUCAGCAACCAAAAGAACCAGAUAUGCGACAGGACUUUGGAAGCAUUGCAAGAGCAAGUUAUUUUACUCGAGAAUGAAACGAAGGACCAAGAUCGAUUCAUCAAAGAAAGGAUACAGUCUUAUGAAUCAAAGCUCUCCAAACUACAAAACGUCAAUGAGACCCUUUCAGCAAAGGUGCAAUCUCAAACGGAUUCUGUCUCAAGACUGGACAAAGAAAAAUGUGCUGUUGAAGUAUUAUACAAACAAAUCAAGUCAUUAGAUGAUGAGAAAAAGGCUUUUUUAGAACAACUAGGGAACAUGGAGAAAGAGAUGAAGAAGUUACGAGAAGUCAAUAAGAACCGGAGACAUGGCGAUACUAUUGAGGGGCCACGAAAGGAGUCCAAUGAUCACGGUUGUGCUUAUGAAGCCAAAUUAGUCAUCUUGCAAAAGGAGAAUGAGUGGCUUGCUGCAAAAGAAAAAUUGCAGUCUUCUUCAAUUUUGAAGGCGGGAAAGGAGAACGAAAAGCUCCAAAAGCAGGUAAAAAGGCAGGGAGAAGCUAUGGGGCUCAUGCAACAACAGUUAGAAUCCCUGGAAGACGAGACUACUCGCCUGAAUCGACUGAAUGAAAAUGGCGACAUAGCUCACGCUGCAACACUAUCCAAGCUUUCUAGCGAAAAGCUCGCCAUGAAAAAUACAAUAAGAGCUCAAAACAAGGAGUUGCGCCAUUUGAGAACUUUGCGAGACCAGGUUUCUCCUGUGGAGAAGUCCCAGUCCGUCGAAGGGAGUGGCUCUAUGCUUAAAGCCAGGCUCUCGAAAGUUGAAAAAGAGAAAAGGGGCCUGGUAGCCAGAGAAAGGACACUCAAGAGUCAAGUUGCGCGUCUUAAGACCCAGGUUGGGGAAGGGGAAGUGGCGGUGAAGGAACUACAACUACAAUUGAAUGCUGAUUCAGAAAAGAGAGUUGAAGAAAUCAAUUUACAGUUUGAGAACAAAGCUCUACAAGAGCAGUCAGAACGACAGGAGACGAUGAUCAAAGAAUUGCAGACGCGGGUAAACGUAGUGAAGGAACUGCAAACUCGAUUGAAUUCUCUGUCAAAAGAGAAUCAGUUGCUUCUCGCCAAAGAAAAGGAUCGCCAGACAUCAAUAUACAAGCUAGUAGAAGAAAAGGACGACGUUGAAGCCAUCCGAAGUCGCCUGAGAGAUGAGAACGCAAAACUAAAAGAGCAGUCACAAGUACAGGUAUCGAAAAUCCAGAUACUCCAAAAAGAAUUGAUGGAAUCGAGGACCGGAAAACUUGAGGGCCAGAAAGGUAAUAAUGAUGAACAUCUGGAGACAUCGAGCGUUGAAACAGAGGCUGCCCGCACGAACACUGAAACACGAAAGGUAAAAACAGGCAAUUGGAAGAAAUACGCAGUCAACCUGUUCAAGGAACGGGAUCAGUUGCGACGUAGGGUCGAAAUAAUGGAGCAGAAGGCCAGGACCAAUACUUCGAAUGAGAAAAAGGUGGAAUAG
Cylindrotheca closterium is the source of this 2289-nucleotide messenger RNA. The record is from the annotation of a GenBank genome assembly. Lineage: Eukaryota; Bacillariophyta; Bacillariophyceae; Bacillariales; Bacillariaceae.